Molecule: messenger RNA, 1372 nt
Organism: Chaetomium strumarium
Lineage: Eukaryota; Fungi; Ascomycota; Sordariomycetes; Sordariales; Chaetomiaceae
Exons: 1
Coding region: 122-1087 (321 amino acids)
Source: RefSeq, a predicted model, not a curated record
GUGGAUAUUGCACACUCUGUGGUAUUCCUGAGCAACCGCUGUGCAGUCGUUGGGGAUGCAGUAGGUCUUCAUGCGGGAGGUACACUUUUUGAGAGCAGCGCCUCGACUUAGCUAGCUAGGUAUGUAUGUACGGCUGUGCGAAGAGUGUUGCUCAUCUCCUCAGGAGGAGCUGGUCGCCGCGGGUCAGCGGGCUCACCAUCUCGGAUCCUUUAUUCGGAAUCAUACAUGCACACUCACUCCGUACCAGUGUCCCAUGAUCAACGCCGCAACCGUGAGACCAGCCGCGUACAUACAGGCGGAUCCAUGCAUGUCAACGGCUCAGCCCAGAGGAAAGGCAUGGCUGGACGACGACGGAGGUCAGGGAAACGCAGUAAAUAAGCGACCCCCUUCCCACGGCGCUGCGCCGCCUCCGCUUGUUCCUUUAUUGCCCAUUUGCCGUUUCCCACCUCCUCUCGGCCUUGAAACAUGGCCAGCGCGUAUAUCAGAUGACGUUACCCAUCGAGUGGCCAACGUUCAUCCGCUCGGGGCCUCGAACCGGCCAAUGCUAGCCAGCCGCUUCAGCGCCGCAGAGCAAUGCGCAAACAACGUAACACAACAAACAGCUCAUGCCUCAUCGCUCUCGGGGUAUCAGAAUCUGACAACGCCGUCUCCCGUUAAGUCUGACUCCAACGAGACACAACUGGAAGUGGUGUGGCAUAGGCGCCACCCCCCGAGAGACUGGAUGAUCAGGUGCUAUAUGUGCAUGACGGGGGAACACAAGAGACAGAAGGCUUGUCAAGACCACAACCCGCCGCCCAGGCAGAUCGCACGAAGGAAGCCGUAUGUGGCUAGCCGCCGCAUUCUCACCAGGCCCUCUCCCGGCGCGGCUCCCGAGCGACCUGACUGUCCGACACAAUGCGUCCAGUGGCCCAGAAAUGUUCCAGCCACCGGACAGCCGCGUCGGAACAUGGCAUGGUAUCGUUGGACAACGAUGCGCCCCGUAAAAUGCAAGGCUAUACCUAGGUUGGUGAACGAAAACACCUGCGCCUGCCGCCGCAACCCGGUCGGUCCUGGGCGUUCAAACUGCCUGUCCUGUACUUCGGCCUGACCCAUCUGCAACCGCAUCCGUGGCGCCACGCGCCUGUUUGUGUGCAGGAGUCAUACUUGGGGUGCCGGGGAAAUAAAUAAUAAGCGAGCGCUGUUGAGGACGGGUGGCCCAGAUCCCGCGGUUGGCGGCGCAGCGACGGGUCAAGGACAAGGCAGGGGCAAGGCGGCCGCGGCGGUCGGCCUGUCGGGCGGUCCAACCUGUCGGCGCCUCACGGUGAGCACAGUGUCUAGUGUCCUUGGGUAACUUUGAAAUGUCAACGGCCAUUUACGGGAUGCAAACGCCCUC